Effrenium voratum is the source of this 501-nucleotide messenger RNA. NCBI's taxonomy places the organism in Eukaryota, Dinophyceae, Suessiales, Symbiodiniaceae. The record is from the annotation of a GenBank genome assembly.
AUGCCAAUUCAGACUGCCCGGCGUAUUCUCAAGGACAUGGAUUACUCCACGCCAUUCGCGCAAAGGCUCCACUUCAUUCAAGCUUUGGCGGCUCUGUCGGCGGCGUACGCAGACGAAGCCUCAAAGAUCGCCCCAGGGCCGAACCGGAAGGUUCGGGAGCUGCUGUGGGGCGCAGCUUCUGCCGACCGCCUGGAGUGGUAUCUGAACAACACCCGGGCACGGCGUUGCAUGAAGUCAUCGCAUCACUCUAUGCUUCACGUGGGGACUUCGAGCAAUGAGGCAUUGCAUCGGGAAAUCAACGCCUGGUUCCGCGAGACGCAACAAAUUCAUCAAGCGACCUUGAAGUUGAAGCUGUUCAUUCUUCAACAUGCAAAGCUUCUGUCUCACAAUGCUGCUAUGUACCACCACACAAUCUUUUCAACACAGCCAAGCCAUGGUACUGGCAAGGGCGGCCAGUCUGCCCGCGUGGACCUUGCAGCAGUGGAGAGCCUGGUGCCCUGA